CUCGCUUUUUUUUUUUUUGAGUAAAAUAACACUCCUUUCUCAGUGAUCACUAAUCUACUCUGCGAAAAAAAAAAAUGGCCUUAUUCUCCCGCAUCCGUACACCGGCCACCACAGCUUUCCGCUUCCGCCACUUUUCAACUGUCUCCCCAAACUCCUCCACCUCUCUCACCACCCACCAAAACUCACGCGCCGCCCUCUCCCGCCUAAAAUCCGAGCGAGACCCCGAUAGCAUCCUCGAAAUCUGCCGCGCCGCCCGCCUCACCCCAUCCUCCCAUAUCGACCGAAUCGCUUUAUCCGUUGCUAUCUCCAAACUCUCCGAAGGCAAUCAUUUCCAAUCCAUCGACACUUUCCUCCAAGAACUCCGUUCCCGUCCCGACUUACAAAAUAAUCGUUUCGCUUCCCAUUCUUUAAUCCUCUACGGUCAAGCCAAGAUGCUAAACCGCGCCGUGACGGUCUUUGACGAAUUCUAUAACAAGGGGUUUUGCCGUUCAACGAAAUCAUUAAACGCUUUGCUCGUUGCAGGGUUGAUAGCAAAGGAUUAUGAAGAAGUGAAGAGAAUUUUCAUGGAGUUUCCACAAAGGUAUAAGAUUGAUCCCGAUUUAGAAACUUAUAAUAAUGCUAUUAAAGCUUUUUGUGAAUCUGGGUCUUCGAAUUCAGUGUAUUCAAUUUUGGUUGAUAUGAAAAAAGGAGGGGUUAAACCCAAUGCGACAACGUUUGGGACUUUGUUAGCUGGGUUUUAUGUAGAAGAAAAGUAUGAAGAUGUUGGGAAAGUGUUGAAUUUGAUGAAGGAAUAUGGGAUUCCUGUUGGGGUUAAUACAUAUAACAUAAGGAUUCAAACCUUGUGUAUAUUGAAGAAAUCUAAUGAGGCUAAGACCUUACUUCAUGGGAUGCUAUCGAAAGGGAUAAACCCGAACUCGGUUACCUAUAACCAUUUGAUUCAUGGGUUUUGUAAGGAAGGGAAUUUGGAGGAAGCUAAGAGCUUGUUUAAUAGCAUGGUGAAUAGAGGCUUGGAGCCUGAUAGUAAUUGUUAUUUCAAUAUGGUUCAUUUCUUGUGUCAAGGUGGGGAUUUUGAGGCUGCCUUGAAAAUUUGUAAGGACAGUAUGGAGAAAAAAUGGGUUCCGAAAUUUUCGACUAUGAAAUCACUCGUGAAUGGACUCGUUAGCAUAUCUAAGGUUGAGGAAGCUAAAGAACUUAUCAAGAAUGUUAAGAAGAAGUUCUCGAAAAAUGCGGAUUUGUGGGAUGAAAUCGAGAAGGGUUUGUUGUAACUAGGGUGACAAUGGCAUAGACUGUUCUUUAAAUAAUGAUUAUGAACUAUUAGAGCUACUUAGGUCUGGUCUUAGCCAUUUUAUAUGGAAAUGAAAAUGAAUUGGACAGUUUUUCAUUAUAGGGACGGAUCUUUUUUCCUUCUGUUUGUUAAUUAGUGAAAAGCUUGUCUUUUCUGAACUUGGGUUAUCUAGCAGUGGAAUCCACCACUUUUAAACGGUAAUGUCUUUCUGAAUGAAAUCCUGUUAUCAAGUUGAUAUUUAUAAUAGAAUUGAAGCUGCUGGUUCGGCUCUGCUUACUGAUAAAA
Gossypium raimondii (Peruvian cotton) is the source of this 1570-nucleotide messenger RNA. RefSeq names its product pentatricopeptide repeat-containing protein At1g61870, mitochondrial. Gene Ontology annotation, molecular function: protein binding. Lineage: Eukaryota; Viridiplantae; Streptophyta; Magnoliopsida; Malvales; Malvaceae. The transcript has a single exon. The record is from RefSeq and is a predicted model, not a curated record. The coding region runs from base 75 to 1265 and encodes 396 amino acids.